Messenger RNA from Diceros bicornis minor, 1497 nucleotides. RefSeq names its product myotilin (gene MYOT). Gene Ontology annotation, molecular function: cell-cell adhesion mediator activity. Gene Ontology annotation, cellular component: axon; plasma membrane. The record is from RefSeq and is a predicted model, not a curated record. The coding region runs from base 1 to 1497 and encodes 498 amino acids. The transcript is spliced from 9 exons. Gene Ontology annotation, biological process: dendrite self-avoidance; homophilic cell-cell adhesion; axon guidance. NCBI's taxonomy places the organism in Eukaryota, Metazoa, Chordata, Mammalia, Perissodactyla, Rhinocerotidae.
AUGUUUAAUUACGAACGUCCAAAGCACUUCAUCCAACCCCAAAACCCAUGUGGCUCCAGACUGCAGCCUCCUGGACCGGAAACCUCCAGCUACUCUAGCCAGACCAAACAGUCUUCCAUUAUCAUCCAGCCCCGCCAGUGCACAGAGCAAAGAUUUUCUGCCUCCUCAACAGUGAGCUCUCACAUCACCAUGUCCUCCUCUGCUUUCCCUACUUCUUCGCAGCAGCUUGCUGGCUCCAAUCCAGGCCAAAGGGUUACAGCCACCUAUAACCAGUCCCCAGCCAGCUUCCUCAGCUCCAUAUUACCAUCACAGCCUGAUUACAGUAGCAGUAAAAUCUCUUCCACUGUGGACUCCAACUAUCAACAACCCUCAGUUGGCCAACCUGUAAAUGCUAAGCCAUCCCAACCUGUAAAUACUAAGCCCACACCAAGGACUCCUGACCAUGAAAUCCAAGGAUCAAAAGAAGCUCUGAUUCAAGAUUUGGAGAGAAAGCUAAAAUGCAAAGAUAGCCUUCUUCAUAACGGAAAUCAACGGUUAACAUAUGAGGAGAAGAUGGCUCGCAGAUUGCUAGGACCACAGAAUGCAGCUGCUGUGUUUCAAGCUCAAAAUGACAGUGAGGCACAAAAUUCACCACAGCACAAUUCAGAACAUGCACGACUGCAAGGUCCUACGUCACAAGUGAGAAGCAGAUCAUCUUCAAGAGGAGGUGUGAAGGAUGAGGACGCGAUCCAGGAGAAAUUUUACCCGCCUCGUUUCAUUCACGUGCCAGAAAACAUGUCAAUUGAAGAAGGAAGAUUCUGCAGAAUGGACUUCAAAGUGAGCGGACUGCCAGCUCCUGAUGUGUCAUGGUAUCUAAACGGAAGACCAGUUCAAUCAGAUGAUUUUCACAAAAUGAUAGUGUCUGAGAAGGGUUUUCAUUCACUCAUCUUUGAAGUGGUCAGAGCUUCAGAUGCAGGAGCUUAUGCAUGUGUUGCCAAGAAUAGAGCAGGAGAAGCCACCUUUACUGUGCAGCUGGAUGUCCUGGCAAAAGAACAAAGAAGAGCACCAAUGUUUAUCUACAAACCACAGAGCAAAAAAGUUUUUGAGGGAGACUCAGUGAAGCUAGAAUGCCAAAUCUCAGCUAUACCUCCACCAAAGCUUUUCUGGAAAAGAAAUAAUGAAAUGGUACAUUUCAACACUGAUCGAAUAAGCUUAUAUCAUGAUAACUCUGGAAGAGUUACCUUACUGAUAAAAGAUGUAAACAAGAAAGAUGCUGGGUGGUACACUGUGUCUGCAGUAAAUGAAGCUGGAGUAACCUCAUGUAACACGAGAUUAGACGUUACAGCCCGUCCAAACCAAACUCUUCCAGCUCCUAAGCAGUUACGUGUUCGACCAACUUUCAGCAAAUAUUUAGCACUUAAUGGGAAAGGUUUGAAUGUGAAACAAGCUUUUAAUCCUGAAGGAGAAUUUCAGCGUCUGGCAGCUCAAUCUGGACUCUAUGAAAGUGAAGAACUUUAA